AUGUUCUACGGCAACAGGGUCCUGGCUCUUCCUCUUGGGACCACCAUAGCCCAGUCGGUGCUCUUGCUACCUGAUUCCUUUCGUCUCCAGCUCUCGCUUGGCCGUCCCCGUGAUGCCAGCACGCAGCCUGCCAAGAUCACAGGUGGCUCGGGCUCGGCUUCUCUUGCUCGCAUUCUCGUCACCGCCAAUGGCGCACCCGAUGUAACCAUCCUUGACGAAUCCUUCGUGCUAGCCAACGGUGAUGUUCUACGCGUCGACCUCAGUUUUGUCCUGUCUCGCGUUGAUCUGAUUACCAUCCAGUGCCAUUCUGAGCCGCAUCCUGUGCUGGGUGGCAGCCUGGUGCUACUGGAUGAUGUAGCCCUCGAAACAGUGUCCGACGGGCCCGAAGUGCUUACCACCACCGAUGAUCCCAUGACCACGAUGGACGCCAUCUGUGCCUGUGAGGAUGCGCCGCCUGUGACCGUUUGCGGUCGAGACGGCCACACUUACAACUCACUCUGCGCGCUCGAGUGCUCCGGAACGACUCUAUUUUAUUAUGGCCCAUGCGCGACAGCGUCUUCCAGCACUGCCCCUGUGGUCAACAUAUCUAUUUUCAACAAUGAAUUCGACGUUGGCGCACCAAGCCGCUUCACCACAGCCGUCAAUGGCUGGGAAACGGUUGCAGGCAUUGCCGGCGUGGCCCCCUUGAGCCCAAGUCGCUUCAAUUUGGGACAGGUCCAGAACACACAUGGGGCCUUUUUAUUUUCCAAUACGGCUGCUGCUCUCACGCAGACGGUGAAGCUCUUCCUCAGUCCACCUGAAGCCACAAUUCCAGAGGCUGGAACAUUAUUCCCGCUGAGCUUGGUCGUGCGUGUUGGUCGUGAGCUGGGCAGUCAAUGGCUACCGCAGCUCAACGUGACACUCACUCCUGCAAAUGGCGCAGCCAUCGGGGCCAUGCUUGAGCUUCAAGCCCUCAGGCCUGGCAAUUUUUCUGAAUACAGCAUUGCUCUUGAUGUUGCGUCAAUGCUCGCUCAGCCACCCACACUCGUCACCUUGACUCUUGCAGCAGUGCCUUCAGCUGAUACUUCGGCCAGCAUCGUUGUCGACUACAUUCGCUGGAAUCCUCCAACAAGCAGCAAUACCAGUACGAGUACGAGUACGAGUACGAGUACCAGUACGAGUACGAGUACCAGUACCAGUACCAGUGCUAGUAUCAGCACGAGCAGCAGCAGCAGUGCCAUUAUCAGUAGCACGGACCCAAGCACGAGCAUUAGUACGACUACUCGUGAAGAGGAAAGUACUGUUCCCACGUCUAGUUCUGGCGUGGCAACGACCAGCUUCACCAGCACCAGCACGAGUACGAGCACAAGCAGUAGCAGCGCUGAAGCAGAAGUGACCACUCUCAGAUCAAGUGAUGAUGACGACGAUGAUGCUGCCUCUGGCUCUACACUUGCCUUCACAACUACCAAUGCGCAGCCCGUCACAACGUCAUUUCAAGAUGAUGAUACUUCAGGCAGCGGCGACGCGCUCGUGACUACAGCUGUUCACGCUGCUUCAACCACAGCCACCCCCACAUUUACAUCCUCCUCCCGCAUGGCCACACUGACGCCUUUGAUAUCAAACUCAUCUUCGACAGCAUCAACUGCGAGCUUUGGACUCACCACCUCCAGCAGUGUUCAUUCAAGUACGGCCAUGGAAACCAGCACUAGCACGAGCACGAGCACGAGCACCAGCACCAGCACCAGCACGAGCACCAGCACCAGCACCAGCACCAGCACCAGCACCAGCACCAGCACCAGCACCAGCACCAGCACAAGCACCAGCACCAGCACCAGCACCAGCACCAGCACCAGCACCAGCACCAGGACCAGCACCAGCACCAGCACCAGCACCAGCACCAGCACCAGCACCAGCACCAGCACCAGCACCAGCACGAGGACCAGCACCAGCGCCAGCGCCAGCACGAGGACCAGCACCAGCACCAGCACGAGGACCAGCACCAGCACGAGCACGAGCACGAGCACCAGCACCAGCACGAGUAGCAGCUCGAGCACGAGCUUGAGCUCCAGCAUAUCGAGCAGUCUCUCAGACUCGAGCACUCGUGUAAAUGACAAAAGCACGACCGACGGGGUACUCUCGACUGUCAACGCGUCUGCCAGCACCUCAGUUCGCCCCGAUCUCAUGACAAGCACACCCGCGUCAACAAGCACAUCUGAAGACCUUGUGGAUGAGUCUGGCUGGUCUGUCUUGAGUACAACCACCCAGGAGGAGAGUUCUGGUGAUGUCGGGCUGAGCACGUCAGUUCCCUCGACGGGUGUUUCUACGGCCACAAAUACAUUCAAUACAACACAACCUGCGACGAAUACAACUGGCACGCCAGCAGUUUCCACGACAGAUCGAGAGGAUGACACUUCAAAUAGUGGUAGUGGUGAUGUUCAGUUGAGCACAGCUUCGUCUAGCCCACCUCAGACGACAACCUCGUGGGCCACCACCCCUUUCUCACCUUCCACGAUGACCCCAAGCAGCUUGCCCUCAACUCUGACCUCAACGUCGACAUCUACUUUCACCCAAGAGCCCAGCUCCAGUCUGCUCCAAGCUACAAAGUCUACGAGCACUCUGACUUCAACUGCAACAUCCAGCUGGACGUCAACUUCCACCUCCAGCUCACCUUUGUCCUCGACGUCUACCUUUAGUGUCACCUCGACGUCUACCUCGACGUCUACCUCGACGUCUACCUCGACGUCUACCUCGUCGUCUACCUCGAGUGUCACCUCGACAUCUACCUCGACGUCUACCUUUAGUGUCACCUCGACGUCUACCUCGACGUCUACCUCGACGUCUACCUCGACGUCUACCUCGACGUCUACCUCGACGUCUACCUCGACGUCUACCUUUAGUGUCACCUCGACGUCUACCUCGACAUUUACCUCGACGUCUACCUCGACGUCUACCUCGACGUCUACCUCGACGUCUACCUCGACGUCUAUCUCAAGUUCAUUUACACACAAAACUUCAACGUCCACUUCGACGACACAAUUUUCGUCGACUUCAACUUCUGCAACGGAUCCCACGUCAACUUUUACUAGCAUGUCAAGUUUAAGCAACAAAGAUCCGACCGUCACAAGUACAGGUGUUCAGACCUCAGGACCAAGUCAGUUCUCAACCCCCGGCCUGGGCACAACAAGCACAGGCCUUCAACCCGCAUCAACCACUCCGAGUGCCUACACAACUGAAGGCUUGGUUACAACACACGAAGAAGACAGUGGUUCCGGGUCAGACGAAUUGACGACCUCAGGUCGUUCCACCGCUCCGACCUCGACCUCGACCUCGACCUCGACUCCGACUCCGACCUCGACCUCGACUCCGACCUCAACCUCGACCUCGACCUCGACCUCGACCUCGACGUCCUCAACUUUAGGAAGCACGAUCGAUUCACGCACUAGCACAAGCACGGACAGCAGUACGAGCAGCAGCACCAGCUCAAGCUCAAGUUCGAGCACUAGUACGAGCUCAAGUACAAGAACGAGCACAAGUACGAGCACUAAUACAAGCCCAAGCUCAUCAACGGACUCUAGCUCAAGCUCAAGCUCAAGCUCAAGUACAAGAACGAGCACAAGUUCGAGUACUAAUACAAGCUCAAGCUCAAGUUUGAGUAUCAGUACGAGUAUCAGUACGAGUACCAGUACGAGCAUUAGUUCGAGCACAAGUUCAAGCACUAGUACAAGUUCAAGCACUAGUACAAGUUCAAGCACUAAUACAAGCUCAAGCACUAGUACAAGCUCAAGCUCAAGUUCGAGUACCAGUACGAGCACUAGUUCGAGCACAAGUUCAAGCACUAGUACAAGCUCAAGCUCAAGUUCGAGUACCAGUACGAGCACUAGUUCGAGCACACGUUCAAGCACUAGUACAAGCCCAAGCUCAAGUUCGAGUACCAGUACGAGCACUGGUUCGAGCACAAGUUCAAGCACUAGUACAAGUUCAAGCACUAGUACAAGUUCAAGCACUAGUACAAGCUCAAGCACUAAUACAAGCUCAAGCACUAGUACAAGCUCAAGCUCAAGUUCGAGUACCAGUACGAGCACUAGUUCGAGCACAAGUUCAAGCACUAGUACAAGCUCAAGCUCAAGUUCGAGUACCAGUACGAGCACUAGUUCGAGCACACGUUCAAGCACUAGUACAAGCCCAAGCUCAAGUUCGAGUACCAGUACGAGCACUGGUUCGAGCACAAGUUCAAGCACUAGUACAAGCUCAAGCUCAAGUUCGAGUACCAGUACAAGCUCCAGUUUGAGCACUACUAGUACGAGCACUCGUGCGAGCAGCAGCACAAGUACGACUUCUGCUGACAUGUCGUACGAGGAGCUUAGGAUCCGCAAUGGCGAUUUCGCUUGGGGGAACGACAGCAUCUCGUUCGACGUACCCGAGUGGCACUUGGAGGGUUCAGCUCAAGUUCGAGUACCAGCUCAAGAGACUGACGGCAAUUGGUCGACGCAGCUUUUUGGCCUGCGUUUCUUUCGUCGCACAGACGACGCUGUUGCAAGCUUUAAGUUCAGAGCUACCAUCGCAUGUGCAUCUGCCAGCGUGAAUGUCACGCUCACCGGAGUCGAUGUGGCGACCAGGGGAGGCACGGAAAAGGCAACAAUUUUCAGACCUUGGGCGUGUCGUGGUGAGCGAGUUGUUGUUACUCUCACUUUUGUGCGACCUACAUCGUCCGGUUUUAUGCCCAUUCUUGGGGAAAUUUUCUUGCGCCCAACUGCGCCGACGUCCUCUACCACGGCAUCGACUACGUCCCACGUCAGUGCAAGUACAUCUGGCACCACAGCGAGCGCUGUCGCACCAUCGACUAGCAGCUCGUCGUCUCCCGUCACAACGACGGAAGAAUCUUUCUCGACUACAGCGGAAGAAUCCCCCUUGACCACAACGGAGGACCUUUUGAUAACGACGGCGGAGAAUGUGGUGGGCUGGGUACCUCCUGGCAAUGAUGAAGGCACCGUCGUCGCUCUUUUUGAUCAGGCGUCGCUAUCACAGGACGAACAAUUUCAAUUUGCCAUCACGUUGACAGCCAUCGUUCGCGCUCACGUAGACGGGCAGCAGAGCCGACGCCGCGACGCACCAGAACUAGACUUUGUGCUGAUUAAUGUCUUAUCCAUCAAUAGUAGCCACUCGGCACUCAUGCUCCAGCUGCGGAAGCAGAAUUCGCCCUUUUUGAACUUUUUGGUGCCUGUGGAUGUGAUCCGGGAAGCGCUUGUGGGCCGUAAUCUCGACGUCCUCUUCAACGGCCUCCCACUUGCACAGCUUCUAUCGCGACUCGAGUACCUUGAGCGCGGGGGCAGCAACACGGUGUCAACCACGCCCGUACCAACGUCACGAACGGGCAUCGUGGGUGAUGUUCGCAGUCCCUCUGAGGACACAGAUGCCAUGCCUUUGUGGCUGGUGCUGCUGGUUGUGCUGCUGGUGUUGAUGGGUGCAAUUCUGCUGUUUUGGGCUGUGGUCCGUUGGCGCCAUUAUCACCACCAACGAUAUGCGGUUCAGGAAAUUCAGGGCAAGCAGGCUCGGCUGGCGUCGGAAGCAACGUUUUUUGACACCGUAUCGCCAAUGUCUAUUCGCACCCUGCCAAACAAUGGGCCCGGGUCACCACAGGGCACGGCUCGACCACCUCGCUUUGCUUCGCUUCCAGAGAGUCCGUCAUCGCGCUGGGCGCGCUCAACCUUGCAUCCAUAUUCCCCUGGCUAUAGCAACUACGAUGAAGUUUUCUUUGGGGCAUCUCGGGGCUAUGAGGACGUGGAGGCAGCAUGGCCAGCUCCCGCGAGUGUGGCUUCAUCAUGUACAACGCCUUCGAGGGUGCUGGUCAUGCCAGCACAGGACUCAGAACACCCGUCCUUUUCACGAGGGCACAGUGCACUGGGAUAUGCCGACGUACCCGCCCGUCGCGUCUCGCUUUCCGUGUCCGACGUUGACAGCGAGCUGCGCACUGCACUUGCACCCCACGACGCUGUAGUUCCGUUGCAACAACGCCGACGCACUCGCGUGGCACCGCUGCCAAUCUCCUCCACCAAUGGAGGGGAAAAAUCGGAAUCCUGGUCUACCGUCGGGCGUCUCGUGCCGCCCAGCGUCCCCCCACCAAUGGAUCCGCCCCCGCCGAUGGAUCCUUCUGCUCUGCAAGCACCACCCGUUCGUCGGGCAUUUGCAGCGCAGGAGCAAGCAGUACCGUUUGUGCCCACUACCCUUCCUCACACGUGGCGCGUGACGAGUGCGGACCCACCGCCAUUCGAGCAUCAGAGGCGCAUUAGCGAUCAGUCCUUGGAAGAGGCGGUCUCCCCAACCCUGCUACCCGGCACGCCUCGUCGUUCCCCAUCAAUGACAGCCGCAGAGCGACGACAGCAGCUGCUACGUGCCCAAAGCCAGCUGAUGGCACGUCGCGAGCAGCGACGCCUGGAGAGGGCCAACCUCCUGCUCAGUCCCCGCCCACCACCUUCGGCUGCAGCUCGAGCACCUUCAUCACGUGCUUCACCCCGCGCAGAUUGGUUGGAUUCCUUGUCUACCACUCCGAUUCAGCAUGAAUCUCACCCUAUGCUACGGCCAAUCGUGGCUGCGGAGGCGAGACAGCCUCCGAGUGAUGCCCAUGAAGCUGAUGUCUAG
Messenger RNA from Monosiga brevicollis MX1, 6615 nucleotides. RefSeq lists its product as uncharacterized. The record is from RefSeq and is a predicted model, not a curated record. Bases 1 to 6615 code for a protein of 2204 amino acids. Lineage: Eukaryota; Choanoflagellata; Craspedida; Salpingoecidae. The transcript is spliced from 3 exons. Gene Ontology annotation, molecular function: protein binding.